AUGGGACCAGCGAUAUUUCAAGGCACCUAUGAAGACUGCUUAGGAACCAAUUUGAUCUUUGAGAAACACCCGCAUAAUUCUGAAAACACGGACGCUAGUAAUUCAAUUGGCACUCAACCCAAACCCUCUAUUGAGAUAUUUGCUUCUCGAACUAAAACCUCAACUCGACCUACAUUCAGCUAUUUCGGAAAGACUACUAAAAAUCUCAAUCUAAAUCGUGUCUUUUUGAAACCCAAGGAAUAA
This is a messenger RNA of Rodentolepis nana, 243 nucleotides long. The record is from the annotation of a GenBank genome assembly. NCBI's taxonomy places the organism in Eukaryota, Metazoa, Platyhelminthes, Cestoda, Cyclophyllidea, Hymenolepididae.